Molecule: messenger RNA, 440 nt
Organism: Acaulospora colombiana
Lineage: Eukaryota; Fungi; Glomeromycota; Glomeromycetes; Diversisporales; Acaulosporaceae
Source: the annotation of a GenBank genome assembly
CUGCAAGAUAAACUGUACAAAGAAUCGAAACACUUCUUCAACCUUGAGCUCCUUCAUGAGAGGGAAGGAUCCUGCGUGAUAUUCGGAGAGAAACGAGGACACGAAUACGAUAGCAACGCGCUUAGUCCAGGUGUUUGCGCGAUUUCAGAAUGGUAUUGCCCUCUCCGUAGGCUAUGGGAUCAGCAGAUGGCCAUUGGUCAGAUAAAUAGUAACCCACAUAAAACUUCUGAUCAAUUAUCAGGCCCGACUUCAAGGAGCUAUUUUUGGGAAUUCUACGCCAGUUCUGGGCCAGAUAGUGAAGCUUUUUUUGAUCUAAGGAACUUUGGAGCAAUUCCAUCCUCUGGUUUAAAAGGUCGAUUUGGGGAAGAAGAGAUUCCGCUAUCGCACUUGCAGGUUGCAAGAGAAGUGCCUGAUGAUACUCUGAGUGCCCUACCAAAGCA